Molecule: messenger RNA, 1356 nt
Organism: Trachymyrmex septentrionalis
Lineage: Eukaryota; Metazoa; Arthropoda; Insecta; Hymenoptera; Formicidae
Product: ornithine decarboxylase 2-like
Exons: 7
Coding region: 48-1325 (425 amino acids)
Cellular component (GO): cytoplasm
Molecular function (GO): ornithine decarboxylase activity
Source: RefSeq, a predicted model, not a curated record
UGUUACUCCCGAUUCGUGCCAAUACUUGAGAUCCAAGAUUGCAGACCAUGUCUCCCGACAAUUUGAACGAAAUUAACGUCUUUGACGACGCAGCAGAUAAUAUGGACGUUAUUAAGACUAUAAUAGACAGAAGAAAUCAGGAAGACGGUUUCUACAUUGUGGAUAUUGGUGAUAUCAUUAACAAACACCGCGAGUGGAUCACCAAAAUUCCGAGGGUUACCCCACAUUACGCGGUUAAAUGUAAUCCGGAUCCGAAUGUAAUCAAGAUAUUGGCAGCUUUAAAUGCCGGCUUUGAUUGCGCGUCCGAGCAAGAAAUCAGGCAAGUGAUGCAGUACGGCGUGCAAGCCGACCGGAUCAUAUUCGCGAAUCCAUGCAAAUGCCCAUCUCACAUCAAGUACGCCAAGAAAAUGAACGUCGAACAGAUAACCGCCGACAGUGAAUUGGAGCUUUUGAAGAUAAAGGAUCUUUAUUCUGAGGCCAAAAUAGUAAUACGCAUACGAUGCGACGCGAAAAACUCGGAAUGCAAUCUCGGAUUGAAGUUUGGCUGCGAACCGGACGAGGAUGCUGUGCGAUUAAUACAACUUACGGCGAACCUCGGUCUCACUUUGCACGGCUUUAGUUUUCACGUCGGUAGUCCGUGUGGGGAACUAAACGCGUACAGCAGAGGCAUCGGAAUAUGCAAACGAUUGAUCGCGAUCGCCAAAUCGAUGGGCUGCCUGGAUGUACAGCUGAUCGACAUCGGUGGUGGUUUCUCCGGUGAAACGGAUAUCGACAAGCUCGCCAAUAUUGUCAACGAUGCAAUUCAAGAUCUCGAUCCCAGCAUAAGAGUUAUUAGCGAACCCGGAAGAUACUAUGUCGAAUCGGCAUUUACUGUAGCCUCGUUCUUACAUUCCAAAAGAAUCGUUCAUAAAAAUGGCAAAUUUAUGAGAAUGUAUUACGCAAAUAUCGGAAUGUACAAUUCGUUUCUGGAUGAAUUAAUUUGCCCGAAUGCUAAAGUCCUGCGAAUACUUUUUGAACCGGCGAGCGAUGAGAAAUUUCUUUCGACUUUGUGGGGACCGACUUGCGAUUCGUUUGAUGUAAUUGCUAAAGAUGUAUUAUUGCCAGAACUUCAUAUCGGCGAUUGGUUAGUUUGGGAAAACGUAGGUGCUUAUAGUUUAUGUCUGUCCACCACAUUCAAUGGAUUUCCAAUUCCAAAAGUCAUACCGUUUAUUAGGAAAACUCAAUGGGAAAAUUUAAUGACGGAGAUCAAACUAAUGCAAAGAUCUAUGGAAUUCAUAGAAUGGUCCAAGUCAGUGGAAAGGGAGCAUUACAUUGAAAACCGCUGACAAAAAUAAAUAUAAUAAAUUAAUAAUUAAA